GGCCCCAUGGAGCUGCUGGCCGCAGCUUUCAGCGCCGCCUGCGCGGUGGACCACGACAGCUCCACCUCGGAGAGCGACACGCGCGACUCGGCGGCGGGACACCUGCCCGGCAGUGAGUCACCCUCCACCCCGGGAAAUGGGGCCACGCCCGAGGAGUGCCCAGCGCUGGCCGACAGCCCCACCACACUCACGGAGGCCCUGCAGAUGAUCCACCCCAUUCCCGCCGACUCCUGGAGGAACCUCAUCGAACAAAUAGGGCUCCUAUAUCAGGAAUACCGAGAUAAAUCAACUCUCCAGGAAAUUGAAACCAGGAGGCAACAGGAUGCAGAAAUACAAGCCGAUGACCUCCGCUCCCCGUCCAGCGAGGAGACGCCUGAGGAGGAGGAAGAGGAGGAGCAGGAGGAGCUGGCAAGCCCACCUGAGAGGAGGGCUCUGCCCCAGAUCUGCCUGCUCAGCAACCCGCACUCCAGGUUUAACCUCUGGCAAGACCUCCCGGAGAUUCAGAGCAGCGGGGUGCUGGACAUCCUCCAGCCGGAAGAGAUUAAACUGCAGGAGUCUCCUCUUAUCUGCUCCUCCGUGUCCCUGACGAAGGCCAUGUUCGAGCUGGUCACCUCUGAAGCCUCCUACUACAAAAGCCUGAACCUGCUCGUGUCCCACUUCAUGGAGAACGAGCGGCUGAAGAAGAUCCUGCACCCGUCUGAGGCGCACAUCCUCUUCUCCAACGUCCUGGAUGUCAUGGCCGUCAGCCAACGGUUCCUCCUGGAGCUGGAGCGCCGGAUGGAGGAGAACAUUGUCAUCUCGGACGUGUGUGACAUCGUGUACCAUUAUGCGGCCAACCACUUCUCGGUCUACAUCACCUACGUCAGCAACCAGACCUACCAGGAGAGGACCUACAAGCAGCUGCUCCAGGAGAAGGCAGCCUUUCGGGAACUGAUCGCGCAGCUGGAGCUCGACCCCAAGUGCAGGGGACUGCCUCUCUCCUCCUUCCUCAUCCUGCCUUUCCAGAGGAUCACACGCCUCAAGCUUCUGGUGCAGAACAUCCUGAAGAGGGUGGAGGAGAGGUCUGAGCGUGAAUGCACCGCCUUGGACGCCCACAAGGAACUGGAACUGGUGGUAAAAGCAUGCAACGAGGGCGUCAGGAAAAUGAGCCGCACGGAGCAGAUGAUCAGCAUUCAGAAGAAGAUGGAGUUUAAGAUCAAGUCGGUGCCCAUCAUCUCCCACUCCCGCUGGCUGCUGAAGCAGGGCGAGCUGCAGCAGAUGUCCGGCCCCAAGACCUCCCGAACCCUGCGGACCAAGAAACUCUUCCAGGAAAUUUACCUCUUCCUCUUCAAUGACCUGCUGGUGAUCUGCCGGCAGAUCCCUGGAGACAAGUACCAGGUGUUUGACUCGGCCCCUCGCGGCCUGCUCCGCGUGGAGGAGCUCGAGGACCAGGGCCAGACGCUGGCCAACGUGUUCAUUCUGCGGCUGCUCGAGAACGCAGACGACCGGGAGGCCACCUACAUGCUGAAGGCGUCCUCUCAUUGGGGCAUUUGUCCUCUUCCCUGUCCCAGGAGUGAGAUGAAGCGCUGGAUGACCUCCCUGGCCCCCAACCGGAGAACGAAGUUUGUUUCCUUCACGUCCCGGCUGCUGGACUGCCCCCAGGUCCAAUGCGUGCACCCAUAUGUGGCCCAGCAGCCAGAUGAGCUGACACUGGAGCUGGCGGACAUCCUGAACAUCCUGGACAAGACGGAAGACGGGUGGAUCUUUGGUGAGCGUCUGCACGACCAGGAGAGAGGCUGGUUCCCCAGCAACAUGACUGAGGAGAUCUUGAAUCCCAAGAUUCGGUCCCAAAACCUCAAGGAAUGUUUCCGCGUGCACAAGAUGGAUGACCCUCAGCGCAGUCAGAAUAAGGACCGCAGGAAGCUGGGCAGCCGGAAUCGGCAGUGACACCCCUCCCCCAGCCCCCAGUCCAGCAGGGGGAUGUGGGUAGGCAGGUGGGAGCUGGGCCUGGCAGGCAAACGCACUGACCGUGGAGGGGCGCUGGGGGAAGGUGACCUUGUGCAGGAGUCACCCUGACCCCUCAUCCCGGCCACGUGGUGAAUGCUCACAUGUCUUGGCCCCCUGCUUGCAAACUGGAAAAAAGGGUGCCCACAUCUUUCCUCUGAUGCAUUUGUAAAUGAGAAAUGUAUUUUAAACAGUAUUACACCACCUCUCCCUCUUGUCUCUUAGAGGGGGUGGAAGGGGACUGGCAUGCUCCAGGGGCCUCCCCCCAGCACUGGAAGAACCCCAGACCCAGGGUGUCCCUGGCCCAGGGCAGGUGCAAAGGUGAUGAUUGUCACGAACCCCUGCACGUGUCCUUCUCUACCC
Molecule: messenger RNA, 2346 nt
Organism: Myotis lucifugus (little brown bat)
Lineage: Eukaryota; Metazoa; Chordata; Mammalia; Chiroptera; Vespertilionidae
Gene: NGEF
Product: neuronal guanine nucleotide exchange factor
Exons: 13
Coding region: 7-1926 (639 amino acids)
Biological process (GO): activation of GTPase activity
Molecular function (GO): protein binding; guanyl-nucleotide exchange factor activity
Source: RefSeq, a predicted model, not a curated record